UGAGAUCAUUGAAGACAAUUACGAGGCUAUGAAGCGUUGGAUUGAUUACAUCGGCGCUCAGAACCCGUCCUAUAUUUGGACAAAACGAGUGAAUCGUAAUUAUGGGGAUUGGCUGCAAGUGGGGGCCGACACACCCAAGGAUAUCAUGAAUACCGGGUACUAUGGCUACGACGCUCUCCUUAUGUCCAAAAUAGCGAAAGUAUUGAAUCGUACGGAAGAUCACAAGAAAUACAGUGAAUUGUAUGCAAAUAUCAGCAAUGCUUUUGUGAAGGCUUUUGUUAAUACAACUGAUGGUAAGAUCAAAGGCGACACUCAGACAGUCUAUGUCUUAGCCAUUGCCUUCGAGAUGUUGCCCCAAAACCUGAUCCCAUUGGCGGCCAACCAUUUGGUCGACAAUAUUAAGGCCCACGACUGGCACCUGACCACCGGAUUCGUCGGUGUGGGCCACUUGUGUCCAACACUGAGCCGUAUGGGUCACUCGGACGUGGCCUACCGUUUGGUACUGCAGGACACGUACCCCUCGUGGGGUUAUAGUAUCCGAUACAACGCGACCACAAUAUGGGAGCGUUGGGACGGCUGGACCAAAGACAAGGGCUUUCAGGACCCGAAUAUGAAUUCAUUCAAUCACUACUCCCUGGGAUCGGUGGGCCGAUGGCUCUACCAAUCGGUGGCCGGUAUUGACACCAAUGACGAUGAGGUGGGCUUCAAGAGUAUCGUAAUCGCACCCAAACCCGGCGGUAAUCUCUAUAAUAUGACGGCCCGGUAUGCGUCCAUUCGAGGGUUGAUUGAGACGAGUUGGCAGACUAACGGCGCUAACAUUACAUUAACAGUGGACAUUCCGGUCAAUACGAAAGCAUCGAUUGAUUUAUCAUUUUUGAAGGAGCCGGUUCACGCAAAUGUGGGCUCCGGUAGUAAGUGA
Molecule: messenger RNA, 919 nt
Organism: Oppiella nova
Lineage: Eukaryota; Metazoa; Arthropoda; Arachnida; Sarcoptiformes; Oppiidae
Source: the annotation of a GenBank genome assembly